CGAGGGAUUCAUCAUCGUGAUCAAAAUCAACCACAAUACAAUCAAGUACAAGUCUCAYAAAGAAACUAGAUCAAAAUAAGUAAAUAUGGCUGAAUCUGAUUGGGAUUCUGUUACGUACCUUAAGAAAAGAACUCCAAGAGCAGCAGAGAUGCGUUCAAAACAGGCGAUAGCAUCGGCACAAAGACAUGGCCAAGGGGUCGAAACAACUGAAAAAUUCUUUGCAGGUGGAAACAAACAACAUUCAGCAAACAAAGACACAGCAAAACUGGACAGAGAAACGGAGGAAUUACAUCAUGAAAGAGUGGCACUGGAUGUUGGCAAACUGAUUCAACAGGGAAGACUUGGAAAGAAGCUAACACAAAAAGAGCUUGCUACAAAAAUCAAUGAAAAACCAAAUGUUAUAAUCGAAUACGAACAAGGAAAAGCAAUUCCAAACAAUCAAAUCCUGGGCAAGAUUGAAAGAGUAAUUGGAAUAAAACUCCGUGGAAAGGACAAAGGAAAAACAUUUGAACAAGGCGGCAAGGGCAAAAAAUGACAGGCUACUAGUUAGUUCACAUUAACCUUGUGGAAUACUAAAUAAGAGAAAAUAUCCUUUGCUCUAUUCAAUUUCAUGCUACAAAAUAGCUGCUUGCAUUUUAUGCAAGAAUAUAUUAAGCAAUAGCUGGACUGUCCUGUAUAAAAUAAAGUUCUUCAUAAUCUAUCAGUAUUAGCCAAACCUGUACUACAAGUAAUUAAUUAUCCAGCCAUGCAAGCAUGUUCCUUGUUGAAGUAGCUUUAAUUGCCAAUAAUAAAGGAUGAUUUGAAAAACUCUUUAUCAA
Actinia tenebrosa (Australian red waratah sea anemone) is the source of this 818-nucleotide messenger RNA. RefSeq names its product endothelial differentiation-related factor 1. NCBI's taxonomy places the organism in Eukaryota, Metazoa, Cnidaria, Anthozoa, Actiniaria, Actiniidae. Gene Ontology annotation, cellular component: nucleus. The record is from RefSeq and is a predicted model, not a curated record. Gene Ontology annotation, molecular function: DNA binding.